AAUUUCUUUUUACUAUUCCAUUUGCACAAGUACGGUACUAGUGUAGUUCGGUGAAGAUUCAAGGGUGAAUCCUGCUUAGAUUUUGGAUUUUUGGUAACCAAUUGUUAUGUGAUUGUUUAAGCUUUGAACGAAUAAGUUUACGGAAACGUUUUAAUCAAGCUCUUAUCGUUGCUUCCUGAUAAGAGUUUAAUUUGAUUACUUUCGGGAACACCCUUGUUAAAAACGCACAGAUCACACCCAUGUCUAAACUAACAUCGUUAAUUAGACAAACCUGCCUUCUAAAGCACCCAAUUGGACGACCCAAUAUUGCAACAUCUGUGAACAAUCAUCGAUGUGUUCAUAGUCAUGAGCAGACCGCCGCACGUUACGUAGUAAAACGAGAGGUCGAGGAAGUUAAAAUCCCGGUUCCGUAUGGUGAAAUCGCUGGAAAAUGGUGGGGACCAAAGGACGUUCGACCAAUCAUAUCCCUGCAUGGAUGGCAAGACAACGCAGGGACAUUUGAUACUCUGAUACCACUACUGCCACAUCACAUAAGCUUUUUGGCGAUCGACUUCCCGGGACAUGGUUUGUCAUCUCGUAUCCCCGACGGAAUGUCAUACCAUACGCAUGACAGCGUUUAUCUGCUGACACUCAUCAUGAAGGAGUACAACUGGAAUAAAAUCUCAUUGUUAGGGCACUCCAUGGGCUCAAUAAUUGGCAUGGUUUUCUCGUCGAUAUUUCCCGAUAAGGUUGAUUUGUAUAUUGGUAUAGAUGCUCUAAAACCGCACAUAGGUAACCCUGCAAAACUGGCAGAGCGACUGAACAAAAAAAUACCCGAGAUGCUUAUUGCUGACAUUCGAAAUCGAGAGAAGCAGGAACCACCGUCAUAUAAUUAUGACGAGCUCGUAGAACGACUUCACCAAGCAACGAACAAAUCAGUAACUAAGGAAGCAGCGCCCUAUCUGCUAGAGCGAAACAUAAAAAAAUCAUCGAAAAACCCGGAUAAGUACUACUUUGCCCGUGACAGCCGACUCAAGCACAGCGUCGGUGUUGGUUGGGGGCAGGAUGUUAAUUUAGAGCUGGCCAAAAGAAUGACUAUGCCUUACAUGUUCAUCAAAGCGCUACACUCGCCGUACUACGAGGAUAAGAAGUACUUUGAGGAGUACGUCAAGGUUGUGAAAGAGGUUAAUCCAUUGUUCGAGCUGGAGUUUGUGGAUAGUACACAUCACCUGCACCUGACCGAACCGCAGAAGAUUGUCCCGAUGAUAACGAAAUUCUUGUGCAAACACUGGCAGAAGCAGGAAAUAUAAACGACGUUCGUUCUGCUGGUUUGACUGUGUAUA
Topomyia yanbarensis is the source of this 1322-nucleotide messenger RNA. Its product is annotated as probable serine hydrolase. The record is from RefSeq and is a predicted model, not a curated record. The transcript is spliced from 3 exons. The coding region runs from base 240 to 1289 and encodes 349 amino acids. NCBI's taxonomy places the organism in Eukaryota, Metazoa, Arthropoda, Insecta, Diptera, Culicidae.